GAAAAACUCCAAAAAGCCAAUAAUUAAUCUCUGUUACAGUCGGGGAUGAAAUGUCGAGUGUAACUGUUCCGUCCUUGCAGUUAUUCCAGAGCUUGACGCCGGGAACAAUGGCUAGAUUGGCCGAACCGGGGCGGUUCCCUUCACUUCCGUCUCCCUCUGGAGUCAAUUCUACUCGCCAUUCCGGACUCACUGCGAAGCUCAACUGCUGCUCGCGUCGAUGUAGGGGCGAAUCGAUGAAGUUGACUGCCGGGACUUGGGAUCGGACGCGCACCGGAGCUCCGGUCAGGGGCACAGGAGAGAAAAUUGAGGAUUAUUUACUAUGUGAUGGAGAGGAUACCGAUGGUUCCGUUGACAAGGAGGGUGAUAAUGCUUCACCAAAGGUUCCAGAACGAGACUUUACCGGCACCCCUUAUGUUCCUGUGUAUGUCAUGUUACCCCUGGGUGUCAUCGAUAUGCAAUGUAGGCUUGUAGAUCCUGACACUCUCAUAGACUACCUGCGGAUAUUGAAAUCAGUUAAUGUUGAUGGUGUUAUGGUGGACUGCUGGUGGGGUAUAGUAGAGGCAUUGUCUCCACAACAAUAUAAUUGGAAUGGUUACAGAACACUUUUUCAAAUUGUGCGUGACCUAAAGCUUAAACUACAGGCAAGUAACAGGUAACAUAGGACUGGUAGGAGAAGUAAAACUCUCAGCAUGUAUUCUUGUAUCUGCGUGGUAGUUUUCUAUUCCUUUUUAUAUUUGUGGUUUCUCUUCAAUUUCUAGCAACACAAUGUUGAGCUGGUACCAACUUUAUCUUGGAGAUAUAUUUGCAGGUGGUUAUGUCAUUUCAUGAAUGUGGUGCAAAUAUAGGCGAUGACGUUCACAUUCCGCUUCCAGAGUGGGUCACAGAGAUUGGGCAGAAAAAUCCAGACAUAUUUUUUACAGAUAGAGAGGGACGAAGAAACCAUGAAUGUCUCACUUGGGGAAUUGACAAGGAGCGAGUUCUAAGAGGCCGAACUGCAGUUGAGGUUUAUUUUGACUACAUGAGAAGCUUUCGAGUAGAGUUUGAUGAGUUCUUCGAAGCUGGUGUCAUAUCUGAAAUUGAAAUUGGACUUGGGCCAUGUGGGGAGUUGAGAUUUCCUUCUUAUCCAGCCAAACAUGGUUGGAGGUAUCCUGGUAUUGGUGAAUUCCAGUGUUAUGAUAAGUACCUGAUGAAGAGCCUGAAAAGAGCUGCAGAUGUCAGGGGUCACACAUUUUGGGGUAAGGGUCCUGAUAACGCAGGUUCAUAUAACUCCAGCCCACAUGAAACUGGGUUCUUUCGUGAUGGAGGUGACUACGAUAGCUACUACGGCAGAUUCUUUCUAAAAUGGUACAGUCAAGUUCUGAUUGAUCAUGCUGACCGCGUUCUUUCCCUGGCAAAUUUGGCCUUUGAAGACACUGCAAUUGCUGCAAAGUUAUCAGGUAUUCAUUGGUGGUACAAGUCAGCUAGCCAUGCAGCUGAAUUGACUGCUGGGUUUUAUAACCCGUGCAACCGUGAUGGGUAUGCUCCAAUUGCAUUGAUGUUAAAGAAGCAUGAAACUGCUUUGAAUUUCACGUGUGUUGAGUUGCGUACCAUAAACCAGAAUGAGGACUUUCCUGAAGCUUUGGCUGAUCCUGAGGGGUUAGUUUGGCAGGUGCUAAAUUCUGCAUGGGAUGUAAACAUACCAGUUGCUAGUGAGAAUGCGCUUCCUUCCUAUGAUAAAGAAGGUUAUAACAAGAUUCUAGCAAAUGCAAAGCCAUGGAAUGAUCCAGAUGGAAGACACUUAUCGGCUUUUACAUACCUCAGGCUAAGCUCUGUUCUCAUGGAGAACCACAAUUUCCUUGAGUUUGAGAGGUUUUUAAAAAGAAUGCAUGGGGAACCAUUGUCCAAUUAGAAUUUGUAUGGGGAAUGAAGAUUUUAGAGUAGACCCUACCUGUUAAACUGAGCUUGAAGAUAACAGUCAUCUGAGAUUGAAGAUAUGCAACAAUGGGCUAAAUAUGAAGAGAGCAUUAGCCCUCUGUUUGGUUAUAUACCCUAUGUUUGUAGAUAACAGGGGAGAAAGAAAAAAACAAAAAAAAAAGUCUAGUUGCUUGUUUUUUUUGGCUAUGGUUCAUCAGGCACAUGGCAAGGUAUGGCACACUUUGUAUGAUAAUUUGACAAGAGGUUUGUGUAUUUGCAGCAAAAGCUACAUUUUAG
Cuscuta campestris is the source of this 2190-nucleotide messenger RNA. Lineage: Eukaryota; Viridiplantae; Streptophyta; Magnoliopsida; Solanales; Convolvulaceae. The record is from the annotation of a GenBank genome assembly.